Penicillium canariense is the source of this 960-nucleotide messenger RNA. RefSeq lists its product as uncharacterized. NCBI's taxonomy places the organism in Eukaryota, Fungi, Ascomycota, Eurotiomycetes, Eurotiales, Aspergillaceae. Bases 1 to 960 code for a protein of 319 amino acids. The record is from RefSeq and is a predicted model, not a curated record. The transcript has 2 exons.
AUGCAGUCCAGGGCCCAGGGAAGCCGGCUUAAGCCGGUCGCGGAUUCCUUGGAAAAUGUUGGGUUUGUGUCAAAGGGGGAUAAAAAGCUACUCAACCCCCAAGCUCAGCACGAAUACUAUGACAAGAUCGUGGCGCGAUAUAUGAAAUUCUGCGCCAACCAUUCCAAAGACCUGGAUGCUGCGUUCGCGUCACUUCCUACCAGUUCCUCGGGUGAUGCCACCUCAAAUCCACCCGCCGCCCUGCCCUCUUCAAGACCGACUCACGCAGACAAAGAUAUCCCCCGAGCAUCAACAGAACUAUCCACCCUCCUCCUCUCCCUGCGCAAGCUCCGAGAAGCCAUUCUCGCUACGGCCUUGACAACACCAAUCGACUUCACCCAGAGAGUUUACAUGUUCUCAAUCCGCCUGUCUAUCCGCGCCCAACACCCUCCAUCGUACUUCCCGUCCCUGCGCUACAGCCUCGACAAACUGCAUUCCAAAUCGCAUCCACUCCCAGAUUCGGUCGUGAAAGAACUAGUCGCAUAUCUCAUCCUGGACUAUGCUUGUCGGCAAGGCGACAUGGUCUCAGCGUUCGAGCUGCGCUCACGCGCACGCACUGACCAUGCGUUCUCUGACCAGAUUAUCGACCAGGUCCUGGGCGCAUUGAUGCACGAUGACUGGGUGGUGUUUUGGCGGGUGCGCAAAACCGUGGAUUCGUAUACGCGCGCAGUGAUGAACUGGGCUGUCGACCGGGUCCGGAGACAUGCACUCAAGGCUGUGGGGAGUGCGUACCUUAAUGUCCAUGUGAGCUGGAUUGUGGGUGGAUGCACAGGCGAUGACGAGGGCUGGACGUGGGAGAAGCUGGUUGAGGUAGAGAAACUCGGCUGGGAGAAGGAGGGCGAGAAGAUUGUUAUUAGACGGCCGAAGACUCGGGCACCUGCAAAGCCGGAGCCGGUACAGUCGAGUACUGCGAGUGCCUAG